This is a messenger RNA of Aspergillus thermomutatus, 1170 nucleotides long. RefSeq lists its product as uncharacterized. Lineage: Eukaryota; Fungi; Ascomycota; Eurotiomycetes; Eurotiales; Aspergillaceae. The coding region runs from base 1 to 1170 and encodes 389 amino acids. The record is from RefSeq and is a predicted model, not a curated record. Gene Ontology annotation, molecular function: oxidoreductase activity. The transcript has a single exon.
AUGUUCGGAUGGCCAGAACAGCAAUGCUUCAAUGCGCAGGGAUCCCCAUUAUCCUUCGAAUCAUUUGAGCUUCCUCCAACAAACCAGCGCAUCCUUGGGCCCCCGCACCCUCGAGAUACAGUCACGCCGCUUGCUUUGCGUCCAUCGAUUCCUGACCCAUUCCGACUAUCCCUGGAUACGGUCAUCGAGAGCGUUAAAUUCCUUCAAGCACAGGACGGAGUCUUGAGCAAGGCUCUAGCUCGCCACGGGACACUGCUCUUCCGCGGACUGCCUAUCCACGAUGCAAACGACUUUAGCCGCUUCGCUCAUGCUUUCGGCUAUCGACCGCAUGAGAUCAUCGGGAUUGUCGUAGAUCGACCCUUGCUGGCGCCGAACGUGGCUCCGGCCAGUGAAGCACCCAAGGAAGUGUUGAUCUACAACCACAACGAAUCCCCUCAAGUCCCCCAUACACCAGAGUACAUCUUUUUCUAUGCACACCGGGCACCUGACAGGGGCGGAGAGUCACCUAUCUCAUCUUCGCUCGAGUUGUUUCAUCGAGCUCAGCUGGAGAUGCCCGAGUUUAUUCAAGAACUGGCGGAGAAGGGCAUGCUCAGUCGAGUGAUAUACAAGAAAGAACCCGCUUAUGUCGGAGGAUCUUCCCUUCGACAAGCGUUUGGAAAGCAUGUGAAGGACGGAGACGACGAGGAGACACAGCGCAGGAAGAUGGAAGCUCAAAUCGCACGGUAUGGACGUGGCAAAUUCACCACCUGGGAAUGGACGGAGGAUGGACUGAUCGUGACGCAUCGUCUCCCUGCUAUUCGAACGCAGCCGCAUACCAAUUUCCCAUCGCUUUUCACCGGUCUAGCUACGUACUAUAAGAACCUGACUAUUAAGAAUAACGGGGGCAGACGGAAUCUCACCCAACAGAUGUAUGGGGAUGGAACCCCGAUUCCAGAACGGUACCUGGCACAUUUGACCAAGAUUACGGAUGAGAUUCGGGUAUUGCACGAAUGGCAACAGGGAGAUGUCCUGGUAUUUGACAACGUCAUUGCUCAGCAUGGCCGAGAGCCCUGGGAAGGCGAGCAGGGGGAUCGGGUGGUGUUGGCCAGUCUGUGGGAUGGCGAGUGUGUGCCAGGGGCUUAUGGGUAUGGCGAGUGGGCGCAGGUCGUGCAGGCUCUGGACGAUGAUUGA